UGGCCUCCUGUUCAGGUGUAGUCAGUUCGCACGUUAGCUAAAAGCGUCAACCAAACGGCGAUGUUUUUCAAGCCGAAACCAGUAGUACGGUUAUUUUUAUCAUUGGCAACUGUUUACUUUUACAAUUUUCAAUUUUGUAGUCCAGUAAGUUUAGGGCGGAGUGCGAAUGAUUCAGUUACCCACGAAAUUCACGAGUCGGCUUCAACCGUGUGGAAAAGGACUGAACAAGACACACAUAAGCAGCAAAGUCAGUCAAAUUCGGUUCAACAGGUUACUAGAGGUACCUAUCUGUACAAGAAACUUCCCUCCCAGCUUCAAGCUGUCUCCACUUCUUCUCCUGAAGAGCCACUCCGAAGAAGUAGUGCAGUGAACCUUGAUAAAAGUGGUGACAACUUCACGCUGAACAGCUCAUCUUGGAUUGUUGGUAAUGUCCGAGCGGAACCCAGGGAACAAGCUCCAGACUCAGACGAUGGAUAUCAAGGAGAUUUUACAGGUUUCCCUGAAGUUAAAGGGAAGGUUUUGGGCCUAUCUGCUGACUCCAGUCCGCAUUUCUUUGAGUGGGAGGCUAUGAAACCUUUGGUGGAGUGUGAUGCAAAAGUCAUGAUCUUCACUGCUUCUGGUCAAGGAUUCACACAUCUGCAAGUGGACAGAAAUGGAGCCUCUCCCAUCUCUGUUUUCCAGUUACCUUCAUACUGUGGUUACACAGUGAAGGCAUCAUGGAGUGAACUGGAGAUAAUGGUGCCAUAUGAUGGAUGCUACAUCAUCCAGGAGAAUGACAGUUAUGUGCUUCCUAUGCAGUGGUUGGGCAGCCCACUUAAGCUGUCCUGCCCGACAUCUGUGGCUUCCCCCGCGUUGUCCCCAUCGUUCCUUUCAGUCUCCUGCUCGCACUACGGCAUGGCUGUGAAAAUACGAGGCGAUGAGAAGGAUCUACCUGUGCUGGGAGUCCUUGUUAAUGAAGCUUGGAGUCCGUUUGUUUCUGAACUGUGUGGACUCCAGAUCGACUCCCAACCUCAGGAGUUUACCUUCUUUGUGUCCUACAGUGCCCCUUGUGUUACUGUGAAUGAUGGUCUUCACCUCCACCUUAUAUUAGAUGAUCAAGAAUAUGUUUUGUCCUGCCCAGUCAUUCCUCAGCUUCUCUAUGCCCACUCGCCACCUCAGUCUCCUCUGUCUCCUGGUGAACCUCAGUUCUUCGUCCCAGAUCCUGCCAUUCGUGUGCCAGUUUCUCCUACUUCUCAAACUUCAAACCAGGAGACGACUGCACAACUAUCAAACUACCAUCCCUACCCCUUCCCCGGCCUCCUUUACCACCAGCUGCCCCAGGUUGACCGUCCUGCUCCACAGUCCUCCCAUCCACCUCAGCCUACCCAUGGCAGCUCUGAGUCCCAGCAGCAGCGUUAUUAUCCUUCAGAACCUGCCAGCUUAUCAAACUUGCAGUACCCCCCUCAUUACCAUUUUUUGGUGUGGGGUCAUUCUGCUCAUGAAGUUUCUAAGUUGCCUGGUGGCUCUUCUCAACUACCAGCUGUGUGGUAUCACCCCCAUUUACCAUACUUCUACAUGGCAUCGAGCCAGACGACAAAAGAAAACCCUGCUCCCAGUGUAGUAUCCACAACCCAGUCAUCCGCUACUCCUCCUCUUCCCUCUUCACAGAAACAACCAGUGGGUUCACAGCAUCAAACUAAUCCACUUUAUCUACAAGUUCCUUACAAUCCCCAUCUGCCAGUUUCCAACCCUGCUUCACAUCCUUCUUCUCCACCCAGUAGCCCUACAGCCAGCACCAGUGGCAGCUCAAGCCAAUUCUAUUUCCAAAGUCCCUUUCACUUCCCACUGCCUACAGAUCCUCCAUCUGCCAGGGAGAAACCUCAAAAACCUGCGACCCCACAAGGCAUGUGUCAGCCUUCCAGUGACUCCACCUGUAGUGACAACACUUACCCCAGUUAUCCUAAUUAUCCCGUUUUCUACCCACCUCACCACCAGCAACUCUAUCCACACUGGCCCUACUAUCCAAAUGUUCAACCUUCAUCAAAAAUUCCCUCUACCAGCACAAACCCACCAUGGCUUACUCCACAGACUCCUCAUCUACAGUGUCUGGAGGGGAGGAUGGCCGUCUUCCUGCCUUUUGCAGACCCAGAAUCCAUUCAGGUCAGAGACCUCCAGAAAAAAUGGGUGUUCCUCUCCAGUGUGUCUCCAAUCUGUAAAUACAUGGUACAGAGGACAAUGGGCCAUGGGGUCAUCCUCCACUCACCUCUGCCUGCCUGCCACAGCGAGUUACAACCUCCCACGACUGUUUCCUUUCCCAUUCAAUAUUGGGACUUCUCUGUGUGGCAGAACAGGACUUGGGACCUGCAAUGCCCAUACCAAAGUAUUGCUAAAACUCCAGCACCAGCUACCCCGCCCCCAUCGAGCACCACCAAGGACAAGACCAGUCCGUCUUUGACUGAGGUCUUUUGCUCCUUCCAGCAGAUGACUGUAAUGCUUCCCCAUGGUCCCAUUUCAGAAAUGGCUGUUAAAGACAUCAAGGGGAACCAGAUGAAUCUACUUGAAGCCCCAAAAGACUGUGGGUAUUAUGCAAAUGAAGGCAAAGAUGGCAGAAUUCAUUUGAUUCUCCAGUUACAUCCACACUGUCAUAUGAGCGUGCAGGGUGACAACUACAUCAUCACUGUCAUCUACAUGACAGAAAGUGGAAGAAAGGAGGCUCAGUUUUCCUGUCCAGUUGUGGCCCCGAGGUCUGGGCAUGAGUGCAACCUUCAUAGCGAAUACCGCCUCCCCUGUGGAUCCAGCUCUAUAACCCAGACAGAGUGCCUCUCCAUGGGCUGCUGCUUCAACAAGCACCCUCCCGCCUGCUACUACCCAAUGGAUGAGUGCACUAUUGACCGCCGCAUGAUCUUCUCAGUGCCCGCCUCCCUCACAGAACCCCCUCUUUCCCCUGCUCUGCUUGUUGCUGCCAACAACUCGACCUGCAAACCACAGAGAACAACGUCUGAGUAUGCCUUGUUCAAUAUCCCAAUGGAUGGCUGCGGUACACGCAGAGUGGUGGUAGGGAAGACCGUUGUCUACAUGGUGGAGAUAAUCAACAUGAUACAAGCAGUCAGCCUCAACUAUGGCACCAUCACGAGGGAUUCACCUGUCAGGUUGCUGGUGGAGUGCAGGUAUGUACCAGGAACAACGAUGUCUGUGAGCUAUGUGGUUAAAACCCCCACCUUGGGUCCAGAAAUUCAUACUCAAGGGGUCUUUGGAGUCCAGCUCAGGAUUGCCAAAGAUGCUGACUACAGCAGCUACUACCCACAGUAUCACCAGCCUCUGCACAUGUUGGUGGGGAAACCUCUCCAUCUAGAAGUGCAGCUCCUGAACUCCCCAGAUCCCAGUUUGGUGCUGCUGGUGCACUUCUGCGUGGCCUACCCCCGCUCUGGGAAGGCUGUGUGGGUGCUGCUUUACAAUGGGUGCCCCAACCCCUUGGAUCCAGCACCCCCAAAGACAGUGCUGUCUCACUCGGAGCCAUCUUCGCCUCAGAGUCAGACCCGUCGCUUCACCAUCAGCACCUUCCAGUUCCUGCCCGAUGAUGAGUUCCAGGACAUGGAUGAGGAGAUCUACUUCAUGUGUUCAACUGAGAUCUGCUCACCGCAAGAUGGGCCAUGUGUUGAAGGAUGCUUUGGCCACUGACGGUGAGGAAACUGUCAUCUGCCAGACCAUCCAUACCACCCCUCAUCAACUCUGUUGAGACAAGGAGGAUCCUGGAGUUAGUCAAGAUGAUGAUGAUGAUUUGAUUUGCCCUAAUUUACCCUCCCAAUAAAAGCUCUUAAAUUAAA
Melanotaenia boesemani (Boeseman's rainbowfish) is the source of this 3803-nucleotide messenger RNA. RefSeq lists its product as uncharacterized. The coding region runs from base 61 to 3657 and encodes 1198 amino acids. NCBI's taxonomy places the organism in Eukaryota, Metazoa, Chordata, Actinopteri, Atheriniformes, Melanotaeniidae. The transcript has 19 exons. The record is from RefSeq and is a predicted model, not a curated record. Gene Ontology annotation, cellular component: egg coat. Gene Ontology annotation, biological process: prevention of polyspermy; binding of sperm to zona pellucida. Gene Ontology annotation, molecular function: acrosin binding; structural constituent of egg coat.